AUGGAAGGAUUUGAGGACUUGGAAUGCCUCAAGACCCACUCAGAUAUUUCUCUCGACUUGUCCAAGGCUCUGGAAAUGGAUUUGACUAAAGAAAAUAUCCGGGAAAUUGUGGGGACUGUCGCAGAUGACUUGGAAACCCCACAUUCUGACCAAAAUGUGUUAUUUUGGCCAUUCGAGUUGGACGCCUUCCAGAAGUUUGCCAUUUGCUCACUGGAGGAGAGACAGAGUGUGCUCGUGUCAGCCCACACAUCCGCGGGGAAGACAGUGGUGGCCGAAUAUGCGAUUGCUUUGGCACUAAAGCACAUGACUAGGUAGAAGGUGUUGUCAUAUUGUAGGGUUGUUUAUACUUCGCCUAUAAAAGCGUUGAGUAAUCAAAAGUUCAGGCAGUUUAAGCAGACAUUUACUGACGUGGGGAUAAUAACGGGGGACGUACAGGUGAAUAGGGGUGCCAGUUGUGUUGUAAUGACCACUGAAAUCCUCCGUUCGAUGCUCUUCAAUGGGGACAGGAUGGUCAAUAACCUCGAAUAUGUUAUUUUUGACGAAGUUCAUUACAUCAAUGAUUCACAACGGGGAGUUGUGUGGGAGGAAGUCCUCAUUCUCCUUCCUAACUAUGUGGUUGUGGUCCUUCUCUCUGCCUCGGUUCCUAACGCAAUGGACUUUGCCGAGUGGGUCGGGUUGGGGUAG
This is a messenger RNA of Octopus sinensis (East Asian common octopus), 684 nucleotides long. Its product is annotated as helicase SKI2W-like. Gene Ontology annotation, cellular component: Ski complex. The transcript has 2 exons. Lineage: Eukaryota; Metazoa; Mollusca; Cephalopoda; Octopoda; Octopodidae. Gene Ontology annotation, biological process: nuclear-transcribed mRNA catabolic process, 3'-5' exonucleolytic nonsense-mediated decay. Gene Ontology annotation, molecular function: RNA helicase activity; ATP binding; nucleic acid binding. The record is from RefSeq and is a predicted model, not a curated record.